GUUCCUAAUGUCAUUCCUUCUAAGUAAGCACAUGAGAGAAGUUGGAUAGAAAUAGAGUGAGUGAAGAAAUGCAUGAAAUUGCAUUGCAAAUACGGUAUAAAUAGUAUUGACGCAGAAAGAACGCUUGCGCGAGCAGAAAUUGCAGUGGCAUGUUGUGGAAGAAAAUCUUCAUAAACGUCAACACGUCUCUUUUUGUGGGUUUACAGAGCUCGUUCUCGUUCAUUAAUGACUCACUUUGUAAAUUAAAUUCAGAGCAACAAGAGGACCUAUUGAAGCCUAACCAUUGUAUUCUGUCUCUUAACAGUGUUGCUUGGACUCUCCCUUGCUUUGAUGAUACAUAAAUCUUGAAGCAUUAGAUCUUCAGGUUUUACAAGAUAUAUCGGUCAAUGCUUGGUGUGUCAUGGUCAUGUAAAAUUACAAAUUUAAACCAAAAUCUACUUAGCCUCAUUGAAAAAUGCAAAUCAAUGCUUGAACUGAAGCAACUUCAUGCUGUUGUGAUCUCCUUCGGCUUAUCUCAAGAUGACCCAUUUAUAUCCAAAAUUCUUUGUUUUUCUGCUCUAUCCAGUUCAGGCGACAUUAACUAUUCGUACAGGGUUUUCUCUCAGCUUUCCAGUCCAACAAUUUUUAACUGGAAUACAAUCAUAAGAGGCUACUCAAAUAGCAAAAUUCCAGUUAAUUCCCUGUCUAUUUUUCUAAAGAUGCUGCGACUUGGGGUUGCACCGGACUACUUUACAUACCCAUUUCUAGUGAAGGCAUCAGCCCGCCUUUUAAACCAGGAAAUUGGAGUAUCUGUGCAUGCUCAUAUUAUACAAACUGGGCACGAGUCUGACAUAUUUAUUCAGAAUUCUUUGGUUCACAUGUAUGCUUCUUGCGGGAAUAUUAUGUGGGCUCAAAAGGUAUUUGACAGUAUACAGGGAAAAAAUUUGGUUUCGUGGAAUUCCAUGUUGGAUGGUUAUGCUAAGUGUGGAGAAAUGGUAACAGCUCAGAAAAUUUUUGACUCUAUGUCAGAGAAGGAUGUUCGCUCGUGGAGCUCUUUGAUCGACGGUUAUGUUAAGGCUGGGGAAUAUGGCGAAGCUAUGUCUAUCUUUGAAAAGAUGCGGGCUGUUGGGCCCAAAGCCAAUGAAGUUACCAUGGUGAGUGUAUCAUGUGCUUGUGCACACCUGGGUGCUUUAGAGAAGGGCAAAAUGAUACACAAGUACAUAGUGGACUGUGGAUUGCCACUGACAUUGGUCUUGCAGACUUCUAUUGUGGACAUGUACGCCAAAUGUGGGGCAAUAGAGGAGGCUUUGCUUGUAUUCCGUGGGGUCUCUAAGAGUCAAACUGAUGUGUUGAUUUGGAAUGCAAUGAUUGGAGGUCUUGCGACACAUGGGUUGGUAGAAGAAUCCCUUAAAUUGUUUAAGGAAAUGCAAACGGUUGGUAUCCGGCCUGAUGAGGUCACGUACUUGUGCUUGUUGGCUGCUUGUGCCCAUGGAGGGUUAGUUAAGGAAGCAUGGUACUUCUUUGAGAGUCUUAAUAAACGUGGUAUGACGCCUACAAUCGAGCACUAUGCUUGCAUGGUAGAUGUGUUGGCACGUGCAGAUCAAUUAACCUCGGCAUACCAAUUUAUUUGUCGAAUGCCCAUAGAGCCAACGGCUGCCAUGUUAGGUGCCCUGCUUAGUGGUUGUAUCAACCACAGAAAUUUAGCUCUUGCAGAAACAGUCGGCAAGAAGCUUAUUGAGCUAGAACCAAAUCAUGAUGGUAGAUAUAUUGGCUUAUCUAAUGUUUACGCUGUGGACAAACGCUGGGAUGAUGCAAGAAGCCUGAGAGAAACUAUGGAUAGAAGAGGUGUGAAAAAAUCACCCGGGUUUAGUUUUGUUGAAAUAUCUGGAGUCCUUCACAGAUUUAUUGCUCACGAUAAAACGCAUCCUGAUUCAGAGGAAACUUAUUGUAUGCUAAAUUUUGUUUUCCGUCAAAUGAAAUUUAGUUGGUACAAAGACAGGGAAAAGUCGCUGAAGGAUACAUCAAUGGGAGAUGACUUGCUUCUCUUUUGAGUAGUAGACGAUAGAGAUACAUCAGGUGCGAUGAAAAGUAGAAAGGGCGGAAAUCACAAAAGAAUGAGAUUAGAAAUCAACCUUCCCAGAUAAAUUUCCUCCUUUAGUACAGAGAAAUCAAGGACGGCCACAAAUAUCUGUAUAAGGGGGGUAAAAGCUGCGGUGAAAACUGGACCACUUUGUUUGACACACCAUGACAUUGCCACAUAGCACAAGCCCGACCCCACCAGUCCCUAAACUCACACAAAUUUGAAUGUCAAAGGCUUGGA
Vigna unguiculata (cowpea) is the source of this 2299-nucleotide messenger RNA. RefSeq names its product Pentatricopeptide repeat (PPR) superfamily protein. NCBI's taxonomy places the organism in Eukaryota, Viridiplantae, Streptophyta, Magnoliopsida, Fabales, Fabaceae. The record is from RefSeq and is a predicted model, not a curated record. Gene Ontology annotation, biological process: RNA modification. Gene Ontology annotation, molecular function: protein binding; RNA binding.